Messenger RNA from Neoarthrinium moseri, 1101 nucleotides. RefSeq lists its product as uncharacterized. The record is from RefSeq and is a predicted model, not a curated record. The transcript has a single exon. Lineage: Eukaryota; Fungi; Ascomycota; Sordariomycetes; Amphisphaeriales; Apiosporaceae. The coding region runs from base 1 to 1101 and encodes 366 amino acids.
AUGGACCACAACCACAACCUGCCGAGUGAGCGGAACCCCAUGUCUAAACCACAGGUCUAUGUACACCUCGAGUUCGGCCUGUCGUGGUCGCAGCGGCACUCGCCGCGGACUCACACGGUCACUUACACGUCGCGCAACCUACGAGACUCUCGCGCCAGCCGCAGCUUUCCCCGGCAACUACCGCCGCCGAACACCAAUUUCUUGACUGUGGACAACCGUCAACAGCGACCGGGGGAACAGCGUGACCAGGUUGACCGCUAUCACCAGCAACAGCAACAAUAUCACCACCAUCAGUCGCGACUCCAACAGCCGCAAGCUCAACACGAGAGGGACUACGAGCGGCCACGGGACCAAGGGCGGGCGUCGCGUCCGCGUCCAGGCCAUGAGCAGGAGCACGGACAUGAGCGAAGGGAGUCAAGGAGCGAAUCACGGGGGCUCUCACACGAGAGGGGAAAGUCGGCGCCGCCACCAUUCCACGGGAGCCCCUGGGAUACCGAACCGGGGCCGUCGGCAUCUCUAUUUCCGUCCGGGCCACAGACGAGCCUAGAACAGCCGAGUUUAUGGAAGCCAUUGCCUGCAGCGCCCAGCAGAUUUCGCCUGGGGGAGGAUGGGCUGCCUUGGUCUGCUUGGGCAUGGCCUGCUGACCCUCAUGCCCCAUCUCAGAGCGAGGAGGGCGACGACGACGAACCGCCUUACGCAAAUCAGCCAACAACGGUGCGGAUCUCACCAGAGCGACGCCGCCACGAUGAUCCGGAGAGGACACGGGAGCUCGAGUCGCUGUCAGCUGCUAUGAUGACGGUCGACAACGGCUUUGAGAACCAGUGGUGGUUCCAGGGGCCAAAAGAGUCCAUGAGUUGGUGGCCUAGGGACCAGGAAGAGCCCUCAAGAUUGAGUAUGGCUGAUGCGAUGUUGCUGUCUGCCGCAGAGCCGCCCGCGACUGCUCCUCCACAUGGCUGGUACGCCCCGACCAUUGACGACCGGUCUUCGUAUCUAGGCGACCUUGUCUCGCCAAUCUCAAAUACGUCGGGCAGCCCUUCGCGGCCUCUGCAGAGGUCGAUGACAACCCGAUCCGAGGAGCUUUUCCUUACUAGCCCCCGGUGA